Varanus komodoensis (Komodo dragon) is the source of this 399-nucleotide messenger RNA. RefSeq names its product ATP synthase F1 subunit epsilon (gene ATP5F1E). Gene Ontology annotation, molecular function: proton-transporting ATP synthase activity, rotational mechanism. NCBI's taxonomy places the organism in Eukaryota, Metazoa, Chordata, Lepidosauria, Squamata, Varanidae. The record is from RefSeq and is a predicted model, not a curated record. Gene Ontology annotation, cellular component: mitochondrial inner membrane. Gene Ontology annotation, biological process: proton motive force-driven mitochondrial ATP synthesis. The transcript has 3 exons. Bases 122 to 277 code for a protein of 51 amino acids.
UCGGCUCUGCUUGGCUUCCGCUUCCGGUCUUUUGUGCUUCCGGGUUCGGAGCGGCUUGAGCCGCGGGACUGCCCGACCUUGGCCCUAGGCGAGAGGGUUGUCUUCGGCCUGCUUUGCAGCUAUGGUGUCGUACUGGAGGCAGGCCGGGCUCAGCUACAUCCGGUAUUCCCAGAUCUGUGCUAAGGCAGUAAGAGCAGCACUAAAACCACAGUAUAAAACAGAGGCCGAAAAAGCAGCUGUGACCAAUGUAAAAAUAGUGAAACCUAAAAAGGAAUGACAUGGCCUGAUCUAUAAAGGGCAAAAUGAGAGCUUAUGGGCAUGUUUGUGUACAACAUAACUGCAUCCUCAAUUAAAUUUCUCUCUGUAAAUCAGAUGCCAAUAAAUGGAACUUUGUGAAAA